Ostrinia furnacalis (Asian corn borer) is the source of this 679-nucleotide messenger RNA. RefSeq names its product protein deltex-like. The record is from RefSeq and is a predicted model, not a curated record. Bases 185 to 679 code for a protein of 164 amino acids. Lineage: Eukaryota; Metazoa; Arthropoda; Insecta; Lepidoptera; Crambidae. Gene Ontology annotation, molecular function: zinc ion binding. The transcript is spliced from 3 exons.
AACAAUUGAUUCUAUAUUCUGAUAUUCUCCUUGUGUAUUUAACUAUCAGUUUACAUUGAACCACUGUUCUGCAUCAGUUUGCAUACACUUGUGUAGUGAAGUUAUUGUUGGUUUUAGCCACUAUUAUCUGACUAAGGGUAUUAUAAUACAAUCUGAACACUAGUAGUACAUCAUAUUUUCCAAUAUGAACUAUAAAUAUGUACCAACAGCGGUGAUGUCGUCGGUCCACUGUGUGGUGGUGUGGGAGUGGCAGAGUGGCGGCCAGUGGCUGCCGCACACGCCUGCAGUGACGCGCACCCUGGAGCGAGCCCAUGCUAAGAAGCUGACGAGGGUUGUAUUAGCAGAUGCCGAUCCAGCGCUCAGAGGGCACUAUGUCAAUUUGAGAACACUUACACAAUGUUUGGAUACUCCAGAGGGCGGGUCGGCGGAGUGCCUGGUGCGGCGCUCGUGCUACGGCGUGGGCUCGCCGGCCGGGCGCGGCGUGCGCUGGGAGUGGGCGCGCUUCACCGCCGCGCCGCACGCCGCCGAGCUCAACUACGAGCCGCUGCCCAUGGAGGUACUGCGACCNGAGAGACUGCAGCACUGCUUAAGUCUCGAUCGAAUCAAAGGCCUUUUCAUAGUCCAAGAAGAGCACCACCACGCUUCUAUCCCAUGCCUCUGGCGUUGUUCCCUGAAGUAA